UAUUAUACAGUUGUAAAAUCCUCCAUCAUAAAGUUCUGGGAGUACUGCAGAGGAAUCAUUUAUCCCCAGGCUGUGUGAAUCACAGAGCAGGGAGAGUGCUUUAGAGCUAGUCGUGACAAUAUAAUGUAAUACAAUAUAAGAGGGGGGCUUCCACAGAGACAGAAUUCAAAAUCUAUACAUCUUCUCUGGCACUGUUAUAGCAGGGUGUGCUGUAUGUGUUCAGUCUGAUAUGUUUUCUCACAGUGAAAUGCCGUAACUAUGUGGGGGGAAAAAAACUGAUAUGAAAGCAAAUUAUGUUUGCCACUAAAUCACGACUGCAGGAAAUUGCAUGAGAACAUUGUUAAUCACUCUUAGCACUCCGCAAUCCACAGUGUCAUGUCUGCAGGGACUUGGGGAUAUUAGACUGCUCUGCAUCCAUUAGUCUAUAAACUAUCCAUUUAUCCAUCAUGAGAGAGGAAACUGAAAAAAGGUAGAGUGCGUCUAAUUAUAGGACUGGACGGAUCAUGAUACCCUUCAUCUUCGAGUGUUUUUCUCAGAACAAAUUGUUCAAAUGCAUAAUUUUAACUUGAUUUUAAUCAUGUUGAAGCAACUGUAUGUUCUGCAGGUAAUGUCUACCUAUAUUUCUAGAUGAAUCUAGACUUUUUUCGAAAGAGAAAUUGAUUUUCUUUUUUUUCCUUUUUUUUAAUUGGACAUUAUGCGGGUGCUUCAUGCUUCUAUAAAAGGCAUACUUUCUGAGCCAGAGCGAUGACGCAGAGACUGCAUGGGCUCUCGGCAGGGGUAUAAGAGACGGCACUCAGCUCCGUUGCGGAGCACACAUGAAGGGAGGAGAGGAGACCGAUCGCUGAUUAGACUCAAGGCUUCUCGGUGGCAAGAGCCAAAGGGAUGAACACAACUGAGAAGUUCUGCCUUCCCGUUGAUGGCAUCCUCGAAGUGUUCAACUCUUUCACCGGGCAUCAGCAUUCACGAAUUGCGCACCAAGUACUGCAGAGCGCAGCUCUCAUCCCGCGAUCCCAACACCCCAAAGUCUCAAACAUAGUCAAAACGGGCAUGGGCAUCAUCAAAACUGUCAAAGGUUGCUGGAGACGGCAGGAUAAGAGAAUGAUCUCCCGCAGAUCCUCAAGUUAUGGGCGUCGGCAGGUGUCGAUUGAUCGAGUCCCCAAAAAGCCGGUGGACCUGACAGAGUUGGGUGCGACCAAGUCGAAGAACUGUUACAGAGUAGUGGUGCUCGGGGCACCCAAAGUGGGUAAAACCAAUAUCCUCCGGCGGUUCUUAGGGGAAGACUAUGAAGAACACUAUGAGCCUACUGUCGAGGACUUUUAUCGCAAGAUGUUCCACAUAGGAGGGGAAACAUACCAGGUUGAUCUGCUGGAUGCGGCAUCUGAGAAAGACUUUCCAGCCAAACGGAGAUUAUCCAUACUGACAGGUGAUAUUUUUCUCCUGGUCUUCAGCUUGGAUGACAGAGAGUCUUUGAAUGAAGUCCGCGAGCUGCUCGACGAAAUCAAAGCCGCAAAGGCAAAACUCCAAAAGCCCAACCACCCAGCGAGGGGGCCAGUCGUGGUGUGCGCCAACAAAGCAGAUCUGGACGCACAGAGAGUUCUCAGCAACUCCGAGGUGGUGGACAUCCUGGGCGAAGACGCGCCGUUCUUCGAAACCUCCGCUAAAACAGGCGCCGGACUGGAGGCUGUCUUCGAGGCUCUCGCAGCUCUCGGCGGUCUGCCCGACGAGACCAGACCGUCGCGGCAUCAGAUCAUCCCCAUACUGAGCUACCAAUCGCUGUGCGUGGGCAAACGGGGCAUCAGGAUGAGGAGGCACUCCCGGGGACUCGGCGCACCCUGCGCCGCCGUGGACCCCCUUGCGCGCCGCCCGAGCUUCACCAGCGACCUGCGACUGGUGCUUGGAUCAAGCACCCAACACAAGAAACCCGAGAAGCGUCAGGUUCAAUGAAUUAUGAAACUUCUCGACAAAACAAAAUUGUAGUAGUAUGCUGCAAUGUCAUAACAUGUAAGGAGUUAUACUCUGUAGCACCUGGCCGGACCGGUGCACUAAUUUUGUUUUUUUUGUAUUCUGUA
This is a messenger RNA of Xiphophorus maculatus (southern platyfish), 2069 nucleotides long. RefSeq names its product dexamethasone-induced Ras-related protein 1-like (gene rasd2a). The transcript has 2 exons. Gene Ontology annotation, molecular function: GTPase activity; GTP binding. Lineage: Eukaryota; Metazoa; Chordata; Actinopteri; Cyprinodontiformes; Poeciliidae. The record is from RefSeq and is a predicted model, not a curated record. The coding region runs from base 883 to 1944 and encodes 353 amino acids.